CAGAUGACCCAUCGUGACCUUCGACGCCCGCCACCAGAGACUUCUUCCAGAAACCAAUAAAGAAAUCGUUCUUCCACAACCGUCAAAAUGGUCUCUUUCACCCCCUUCGCUGCUGGCCUCGUCGCCAUCUUCGCCUCCUCUGCCAUGGCUGCCCCUACAAACGCUGCCGCCGCCGCCUCCGGCCCCUCUGUCGGACUCGGCGCCUGCGGCCAGCUCCAUCAGGACAGCGAGUUCGUCGUCGCCCUCUCCCGCACCGACUUCAACACCCAAACCCCCGGCGGCAACCCCAACAACAACCUCUCUGCGGUCGCCGCCUCCGCGCCAGCUUUCGAGGGCAAGUCCGUUGAGGUCGCCGUUGUCGACCGCUGCCCUGCCUGCUCCGCCGGCAGCUUGGAUCUCAGCCCCGCUGCCUUCUCGCAGCUCGCUUAUCUCGGCCGUGGCCGCAUUCAGGGUUCUUGGGUCUGGCUCUAAAUUCCUUGACUACCGAGGAAUACCAACAAUGGCAAUGAUAUGGAUCUUGCUUGGGAGAUGGAUGGGUAGGCAUGGAACUGAUGGUAUCUGAUUGAGAUCUGGGGGAGGAGGAUCGGUGCUAUUUGGGGGCAUGUCGACACCCGUCUGGAAUGGGCAAGGAAUUCAUGGGAGUGGAGUGGCUGGCCUGAGGCUGGUCGCAUAGGAUGGGAACGCGAUUCCUAUCUUGGCAUCCAUAGCUUUGAGUGUUUAGUAGAGGAGAC
Messenger RNA from Podospora bellae-mahoneyi, 731 nucleotides. RefSeq lists its product as uncharacterized. Lineage: Eukaryota; Fungi; Ascomycota; Sordariomycetes; Sordariales; Podosporaceae. Bases 88 to 471 code for a protein of 127 amino acids. The record is from RefSeq and is a predicted model, not a curated record. The transcript is spliced from 2 exons.